AUGUCAACUACUAGCACUGACUUGCUACACCUCACCCGCAUCGAUGCAACCUUGUGGAAAGACUCCAGGUACGCUUACACGAAGCACACAUACUACGGCUGGCGUAGCGAACCGAUCGAAGAGCACGUCUGGCGGCGGGAAUACAAGCCCAUCGGCGCCGGCGCAUUCGGUGCUGUUUUUCGCGAAGUAUGCAUUGAAGGGCGCAACAAGGCCGCCGUGAGAGCCGUCAAGCAUAUCGAGAAGCCGACCGCAUCCCAACGAGCUACAAGGGUUGAUUUUAGCAGGGAGUUGGAAGCCAUCGCCCGAUUCUCGAAGCCCGAGUACGAGCCUUUCUUUGUCCGUUCGGAAGGAUGGUACGACGGCGGAGCCAAUAUCUGCAUCGUGAUGGAACUGGUUCAGCAUGGAAGUCUCCAGGACUACGUGCGUCAGAGUCAAGGUCUGCCCGAGCCCGAAGCGAGGUUGAUAGUGAGCCAGACCCUGCGAGGCAUUGCGCAUAUGCACCGUGCAGGCUACACACAUCGAGAUCUGAAGCCUCAGAACCUUCUUGUCGUCCAGGGAGGCCCAGCUUGGCAUGUUAAAAUUGCUGAUUUCGGUCUGAGCAAACGCCUUGUGGAGGAUUUGUCGUCAUUACGCACUGUCGCUGGCACUGCCGGAUAUAUGGCACCCGAAAUACUAGGCAUUCGCGCACAAGGAGGCGACAGCUCUCACGAUAGCAGUGGAUCCUCGUAUACUAGUGCUGUGGAAAUCUGGGCAAUAGGGAUCAUCUACUUCUUGCUACUGACAGGCGGCUUCCCUUUCCCUGCCCAGGAUUUUCACCUGCUUUCCAAAUAUGUCCAGGGACGAGCUCAUUUUCCCGUGGAGCGGAUGCAACUUGUAAGCCUCCCUGCUCGUGAUCUCGUGGAAACUCUUUGA
Cercospora beticola is the source of this 912-nucleotide messenger RNA. Its product is annotated as serine/threonine-protein kinase. NCBI's taxonomy places the organism in Eukaryota, Fungi, Ascomycota, Dothideomycetes, Mycosphaerellales, Mycosphaerellaceae. Gene Ontology annotation, biological process: mitotic DNA damage checkpoint signaling; protein phosphorylation. Gene Ontology annotation, molecular function: ATP binding; protein serine/threonine kinase activity. Gene Ontology annotation, cellular component: nucleus. The record is from RefSeq and is a predicted model, not a curated record.